Molecule: messenger RNA, 1917 nt
Organism: Anolis sagrei ordinatus
Lineage: Eukaryota; Metazoa; Chordata; Lepidosauria; Squamata; Anolidae
Source: RefSeq, a predicted model, not a curated record
AUGUCGGUUUGUGAGGGUCAUGUGCAAAUUGGGGCCAUAAGAUAUGAAAUCAAACCCAUUGCGAACUCUCCCACAUUUCAACACCUGAUUUACCGAAAGAGGCCUGAGCUGCGCCAGCCCUGCAGAGGAGGCACAGAAGCUGGGACCAAUGCAACCAGUGAAGUUGGUGAUGUGAGAAUCGUGGAUGGCCACAGCCCACCUCCUCCCAAGGGUAGAGCAGACAAGUUUAAAGAUGCCGCGUCGGCCAGAUAUCUGGAGUAUUAUCUUGUUGUGGACAAAAGCACGUUUGCGGCCCAUAAACACAACGAGACCCAGUUGGUGCUGAUCAUUCUCCAUAUGAUGGCGGACGUCCAUGCCAUCUAUUUGCCCAUAGGCCUCCAUGUUUAUCUGGUGGGGUUGGAGCUGUGGACCGAGAAUGACCGGGUCGCAGUCAGUGGCAAAAGCCUCGCCAUCACUUUGGACGCGUUUUACAAAUUUGCCAGCAACGAGCUCCAGCGCCAUGUGCAUUUUGACCAUGCUGGCAUCCUUACGGCUAAAGGGCAUCCAUCUGGACUAGCACGGGGAGACAGUAUUUGCCACUACAACCACGCUUCUGUGUCCGCAAUGCGUACAUAUCUCAACCUUCAAAAUGAUGCUGAAAACGUUGCUCACCAACUGGGCCAUUCGCUGGGCUUUUUGCAUGACGACGGUUCGACCAAUUUAGCCCGGGGCUGUGACUGUAAUUGCAGUAAGGAGGGCAGCUGCCUAAUGGUGGGCAAAAAAUCUCCUGAAUGCCCAAGACUGAGCAACUGCAGCCGGGAAGUAUAUGACGACAUGAUCCGAAAGCCAGGAAAAGAGUGUUUGCUCGAUGAGCCCCCCAAAACGUUCAGGAACAAAGAGUGUGGAAACGAGGUCAUCGAAGAAGGGGAGGACUGCGACUGCGGCCUCGAAGAGGACAUAGGAGAAGGCAUCCUGAGUCUGUUCAUGAAACCCAACGCGCAACCUUUGGCCAUGAGGCAACAGCAUGAAGAACAAGGUGAAUCAAAGGCUGAUGUAGCAUUUAGAGGAUUUAGUGAAUGUCGAAGGAAUGGUUGCUGUCAAGACGACUGUAAAAGUAAGCCAGGCAUUGACUGCCUUUUUGGACCUUGCUGCAAGAACUGCAAGUUUUCCAAAGAGGGGACUGUGUGCCGGGAAGCCGUGACGGAGUGUGACCUCCCCGAAUACUGCAACGGGACAUCUGCCGAAUGCCCCGUGGAUGUCUACAAGCAGGACGGGAUGCCUUGUAGCGACAGCAACAGCUGCUUUCUUGGCAACUGCCUCGACCUCCACAAGCAUUGCGUGGCUCUCUUUGGCAAAGACGCCCAAGAGGCUCCGCUGAGCUGUUUCAAGGAGGUGAACAUGCGAGGAGACCAGUCUGGCAACUGUGGCGGGGAUGGAGAGAAGUACAAGAAGUGUGACGAAGAAGACGUCCUUUGUGGGCGGCUGCAAUGCGUUCACAUUAAGAAAAUCCCCAAAAUGUCAACCGGGCAAAGUGUCAUCCAGACGCCAGUGGAGAACACCUUGUGCUGGGGGAUGGAAUUCCACCUGGGCCAGGACACUCCCGACCUUGGCGCUGUGAAGGAUGGGACCACCUGCGGCACUGGCAAGAUAUGUAUCAACCGAUCCUGCGUUGAUCUGGACUUUAUGAAGCAUAAGUGCACCUUCUCUAAAUGCAACCACCGCGGGGUGUGCAACAACAACGGGAACUGCCAUUGCUCUUACGGGUGGGCCCCUCCCUUCUGCCUGGGCAAAGGAUACGGGGGAAGCAUCGAGAGCGGACCCCCUUCCUAUGAACAGCCUCUAAGUCGCGUGAUUGGGUUCGUCGUCCUGGGAGUCUUGGCAUUUGUUGUGAUAGGCCUCAUUGCCACCUAUAAGAGAGACCCCUUGAAAGCUUGGUAA